AAAUGAGACAUAUGUCGUGCUUGAGAAAAGGGACCUCUUGUCGUUAUGGAGUUAUAACAUGGAGCCGACAACAGGUCCCUUUUCUAAAAUGCUUGGAUUUACGUAAAGCGCUUCAAAGAGAGGCUUCUCCUGAAUUCUGUUGACAUUUGUUGGAACUAGGACGAGCGGGAGCUAAAGGUAGAACGUUUUCUGGUCCUAGAAAACAUUGCCCUUCAACAGAAACCUGCCAGCUGUUGCGUUGUGAUUUAAUCAAGUUGGAGUCUUUCUCAGCUAGUUGAAUAUUCUAGAUGUAUUAUAAGCAACUGUUAAUAGGAUUUGUUUAGUGUUUCUUUUAAAAUAAUAACUAUAAUUAAUAAAUUAUAGUAGUUAGUAUUAUUAGUAAACUAUACGUGUUUUUACAUUCAGUACAAUUACUUACAAUACGGUUGGCAGCCAUUAACAGCUGACAAACAAAGUGGUCAUAAUAAGCUAAAUCAAAGCUUCCCUGUUGUUGUUGUGCUAGUUGUUCGUAAACAUUUAUCAGCGAAAUGGAUGAAGAUAAAGUUUUGAAUGUUUUAAAUAGUUUAAGUUUUGGUAACAAUCAAAAUAUUAGUGAUGAGGACUACAGUGUUUACGCGGAUUAUUUCUCUGAAAGGCCUUUAAGCAGUGACGAAUCAAGUAGUGAAGAUGAAGAGGAACCGAUAGGCCUACCCGAACAAGACACUUCAGUUAAUAUUGCUGACAUUUCUUUGCUCAAUGAUAUUCCAAAAGUUGAUGAAAUACAAGAUAUGCUGGUGGCAGAUGCAGGUAAUAAUGUUGAUGUUAUUAAUAUUGAAAAUGUUAUCAUUGAAAUAGAGGCUAAUAAUCAACAAGUGCUAGACGAAAACGAUGGUGGCCAUAACCUUGUAAUGGUGGAUGUUGCUGCCAAUUUAGUAGACACUUUUGACGCGGUGAACGAUCGCAACAUAGUUCAGAAUUUUAAAGGAACUAGUUGUGGUUGUAAGGGAAAUUGUUCUGGUAUGUUUUCUGCUGAAGAAUUUGUAGAAAUGCGAUACGAAUGUGCUGAGCUAGACCAUUACCACGGCCAUGUAAAUAAAUUAGACCAAGUCAUAUUAGGCCAACUUCGUAGCCUAACGAAUGAUACAACACUAACCUCAAGAUCUCACCGGAAAAACACUGAAAGAAAAAAUUCUCGAACAACGUUCUAUCUCAAAGGUAGGCCAGUUUGCAAAAACACAUACAUGUUUGCUCAUAAUAUUAAAAUAAAAAGGUUAAAACGCCUAACCAAGAUGUACAACACUUCAGGAUUGAUUGCCACAGCACACGGAAACACAGGGAAAGUUAAAAAAAAUGUUACAUCAUUUAAAGACACUGAGUUUGUGGUAAAGUUCCUGCAGAACUAUGCUGAACAGCAUGCCAUUAUUCUUCCCGGAAGAAGCAAGACAGUUUACAACACCAGCUUAAAACUGCUUCCUUCAAGUGAUUCUAAAGUUAAGAUUUAUGACAAGUAUAGAGCUUCAUUCACUGAUGAAAUGCAAGAAAAGCCUGUGCAUCAAAAAAUCUUUACUAACAUUUGGAGAGAUAUUUGUCCUGAUAUUGUAGUUAUGAAGCCGAGGUCUGAUCUAUGUGCUAUAUGCCAAAAACAUUAUACAUCUGGGGCAGAAAUGGCUUCAGUUUCUGAAGAGAUCAAAAUGCAAACCUUGGAAAAAAUGACACUACACUUGGAAACUGUUGCUAAAGAAAGAAAGCACUAUAAUGACACAAUUAAAAAAACUAGAGAGAAUUUAGAAAAUGGUGACACAUCUACAGUGCACUACAGCUUUGAUAUGGCACAACAAGUGCACAUACCAAGCAAUCCAAUGCAGCCUGGCCCCAUAUACUUCUUAGUGCCGUUCAAAGUAGGCAUUUUUGGGGUGAUGUGCGAAACGAAAAAUCAACAGAUAAACUAUCUCAUUCCUGAAAGUGUCAGUACGACGAAAGGUUCUAAUCUCAUAGUUAGCCUAUUUGACCACUAUUUGGAAAGCAACAGUUCUGGAGAAGACGUGAUGUAUAUCCACGCUGAUAAUUGUGUAGGCCAAAACAAAAACAAUAUUUUGAUGGGUUACUUAGCAUGGAGGAUUUGCGAACACAAAAAUAAGAAAAUUGUGUUGUCUUUCAUGCCAGUAGGUCACACCAAAUUCGCAUGUGAUUGGGCAUUUGGUCUAUUGAAAAAGAAGUUUAGAGUAACUAAUGUGUCAUCUCUGUCCGACUUAGUUGAUUGUAUUGAAAAAUCAACACCAUCUAAACGUGUAAACUCAGCAGUUAUGGUUGGAAACGAAAAAGGUGAAGUAGCUCUAAAAACCUAUGACUGGUUACGUUUCUUUCAAAACCAUAGUGCCAAAAAGAUCGCUCACAUUACGCAAUACAACCAUUUUGAGUUUAGUGUUGAAUACAAAGGCAAAGUACACUGCAAAACUGAGCUAGAUGGGAACGAGUUUGUGCAUCAGAUAUUCGCUUUACAAGAUGGACCACAUGGCUUCCCAGAUGAAAUCAUCCCAGAAGGAAUGACACGGCAACGCAGGGAAUACUUACAUAAAAACAUCAGGCAGUAUUGUAAAGAGGAGUUCAAGGAUACGUUAUGUCCUCCAGUAGAACCUGAGCAAGCUACAGAAGCAAUGGCAGCAGCAGAUCCUGAGCCUGACAAUCCUGCUGCAGUCCUAGGACCUUCAAAGAAGCGCCGCAAGCGUUCAGUCUAACCACUACAAUAAACAAAAUUUGGAGACAUUUGAAAAAUACAAAUAUACCAAUCAAAAGACAAUAGUAUAAGCUUUAAUUUUAUAUAAAAUUUAUUUCUUAAAUAUGAUAAAUAAAUAUUUUAUACCUCUUUGAAUUGUUUAAAUGUGUUUUUCUCAAAAAUCCUUAUUUUAUUUUUUAAAAUUCAAACCAUGAUAACUCGGUCAAAUAAACUCGUAUCAAUAUGAUUUUUGCACCGAAUUGUUAGAAAUUAAUUGCUUAUAAUAAAAAUAUAAAACACUCAAAAUAAAAAAUUUGAGACAAGAGGUCCCUUUUUGCUUUCCGCCUCACAUAUUAUG
Homalodisca vitripennis (glassy-winged sharpshooter) is the source of this 3050-nucleotide messenger RNA. RefSeq lists its product as uncharacterized. The coding region runs from base 528 to 2714 and encodes 728 amino acids. The record is from RefSeq and is a predicted model, not a curated record. NCBI's taxonomy places the organism in Eukaryota, Metazoa, Arthropoda, Insecta, Hemiptera, Cicadellidae. The transcript has 2 exons.